CUUACUUCCAUCUCCUUAUUUUUUUUUUGUCAACCCCUUUGGCCCCUUGAAUAUUUUCACGUGAUUUCACAGUUUCUUAAAACUUUAAAAGAAUCAUCUUAUAUUUAAUUUAAAAAUAUAAAUAAUUGUGGCAAGUACAAAUUAACCCAUCAGACCACAUAUAAUUAUGUCUAACUCCAAUGGAACUCCUCAAUAUGCUAAUAAAGUUUCUCGAGAACCAAUAACGCGUGAUGCUUCAAAAUCUGCGGUGGCAGAAAUAAGGAGGCUGUCUAGUAUGUCUGGAAAGAAAGACUUAUCAGACUUACAAAUUCCAACUAUAACAGAAAAUGCUGAAGACGUUACUGGUUUAAAAGGAAGAAUUCGGUUACAAAAAAUGGAUGAAAGAAAGAAUUCACGUAAUUGGAUGGAUCAACAGCGUAAAAACUUACAGGCAUAUGAAUAUUUAUGCCACAUUGGAGAAGCGAAAGAAUGGAUCGAAGCUUGUAUAGCUGAAGAAAUUGAUCCAAUUGUAACGUUGGAAGAAAGUUUAAGAAAUGGGAUAGCGUUAGCUAAAUUAUCUAAAUCCUUUGAGCCUUCAGUUGUUAAGAAAAUAUUUAUGUCACCUAAAUUACAAUUUCGACAUUCAGAUAAUAUUAAUUUCUUUUUUGCAGCAAUUCAAAAAGUUGGAUUGCCUAAAAUAUUUUGGUUUGAAUUAACGGAUUUGUAUGAAAAGAAAAACAUUCCAAAAGUAAUUUAUUGUAUACACGCUUUAAGUCAUUUGUUAUCUCGACGUGGAUUAACUCCGCGUAUUCGUAAUUUGGUGGGAAAAUUAGAAUUUACUGAUGAGCAAUUACAUACAACACAAAGAGGACUGGAUGCAUCAGGAAUUGUAAUGCCAAGCUUUGCUAAUGUUGGUAUUGCAUUAGCAGCGGAGCUUAAUGAACCAAUUCUCGAGACUGGUGAGCCGCAAGAACCUCAAGAACCUCAAGAGACUGAAGAAGAAAGACAGGCAAGAUAUUGGGAAGAAAACAAGAAUGCACUUGUAAAAUGUCAAUCAUAUGCAAGAACACAUUUAGCACGUAAAGAGUUAUUAAACCGUAGGGCGUUACAUGAAUAUUCUUUACCAAUUAUAAUUGCCCUACAAUCUCAAUGUAGAGGUUGGCUGGUGCGUAGAGAAUGGAAUCAACGAUUGAAAGAACUUGAAAAAUUAGAAAGAUGGAUAAUAAAGUUACAAAGUUUAUGUAGGGGAGUUUUAGCUAGAAAGAGAUUCAAAGAUAAGAGAGACUAUUUUCAAAAAAAUAUAGAUAAAAUUGUUAAAAUUCAAAGUUUAUAUCGAGCUAAACAUGCCGGAGACGCUUAUCGUAGUUUAACUAUGGGAAGUAAUCCUCCGGUUGGAACCAUAAAGAACUUUAUUCAUUUAUUGAAUGAUAGCGAUUUCGAUUUUGAAGAAGAAAUUGAACUUGAAAGGUUAAGACAAGCGGUAAUUCAAAGGAUACGAGAAAAUAACCAAUCAGAAGAUUUAUUGAAUCAACUUGACAUAAAGAUAGCAUUACUUGUUAAGAAUCGUAUCACAUUAGAUGAAGUAAUAGCGGUAGCAAAUUCGAAGAAACGUAACCGAAGAAUUUCACAAUUAAAUUCAAUAUCGGGGCCAUUUUCACUUAAAUCUUUAGAUAAAGAAUCAAGAAGACGACUUGAACUAUAUCAACAGCUGUUUUAUCUUUUGCAAACACAACCAAUUUAUUUAGCAAAAUUAUUUUUUAUAUUAAAUAAAUUAGGAUUUCCAGAGAAAACUAAGAAAUUAGUUGAAGGAGUUGUGCUCACAUUAUUUGGUUACGCACAAAAUGCUCGAGAAGAGUAUUUAUUACUUAAAUUAUUUCAAAAAUCGAUGAUGGAAGAAUUAGAAAAUAUCGAUUCAUUACAAGAAUUUUUACGUGGAAAUUUUAUGUUUAUGAAAUUGGUAGUACAUUACAAUCGUGGAGCGAAAGAGAGAAAAUUUUUGAGAGAUUUACUUGGACCUUUAGUUAAACAAGUUAUGGGAGAUGAAUAUAUGGAUUUAGAAUCUGAUCCUUUGAUCAUUUAUAAAACCUUAAUUAAUGCGGAAGAAUUAAGAACGGGACAACCUUCUAAACGUCCUAUUGAAAUUACCCAACAAGAAGCUUUAAAUGAUCCUGAAACUAGAACCGUAUUUAUUCAUCAUUUACAACGAUUAAGAAAAGAAACCGAUACUUUCUUAACUUCUAUUGCUAAUAAUAUUGAGAAAAUGCCUUAUGGUAUAAGAUAUAUCGCAAGAGAAUUGAAAAAAGCUUUAAUGAGUAAAUUUUGUAACGAACCUGAAGAUAAUGUUAUCAAGGUUGUUGGUCAUCUAAUUUAUUAUCGUUAUUUAAAUCCUGCUAUUGUUGCACCUGAAGGGUUUGAUGUGAUUGAAACGGUUGUUAGUCCAAUGCAACGUAAAAAUCUAGCGGAGAUAUCCAAAAUGUUAAAUCAGAUUUCUGUGGGUAAAUUAUUUACUGAAGAUAAUAUGUAUUUACAACCACUCAAUGAAUAUGUACAAUAUGCUGCGAAUAAAUUCUCAAUUUUCUUUAAAUCCGUAACUGAAAUUGAAGAUGCGGAAAUACAUUUUGGUAUUGAUGAAUUUGAUGAUCUCACGCGUACAAAUAAACCUAUAAUUUACAUUUCACCACAUGAAGUAUUUUCAAUGCACGACCUUCUCUUACAACGUCUUGAUUCAAUAUCUCUAGAUUCAAAUGAUUUAAUUCGACAAAUCCUUCAUGAUUUAGGUGAUGCGCCACCUACAGAUGAACAUGAUAAUUCAGAUGCAAAUACUAUAGCACUUACAUUAACAAGUAGACUAUCGUUGGACAAGAUGAAAGAACCAGAUUCAGAAAUUAAGCAUGUUUUUGUUAAAACAAAACGUUAUGUGUUAAGUAUAAUGAAAGUACAAAAUGGAAAAAACUUAUUAGAUAUAUUAGUUAAAUCAGUUACACUGCAAGAUGAACAAAUUUACAAAGAAAUUUGUAAAGCAGAUCAAGAAAAACGAAUCAAACAUAAUCAAAAUUUUAAUAAUAGAGUAAAUGUUGCUGGAGGAUUUAAUUCAGUUUCAAGAUCUAAUUCAAAUUCAACCACGUUUAGUAAUUAUAGUAAUACAAGUGGUGGAAAUGAAAGUAAUGGAGAUAAUUAUUUAAAUGACAUAUCUAAAAUGACAUUUUUGGAUCUGAAGAAAGUAACUUUACAAAAUAUUUUAAAAUUGGAGUCUGAAAAAAAAGUAACAAGACAAAAUAACUAUCAGGAUAUUCUUAAUAGUAUUGCGGUUGAUAUUAGGAAUAAACAUAGAAGAAGAGUUCAAAGGCAAAAAGAAUUGAAACAGUUAAGACAAACACUUUUGAAUUUGGAUGAGAAGAGAGCUCAUUUAGAUGAGCAAAUUAAAACAUAUAAUGAUCAUAUCGAUGUUUGUAUGCAACAAUUAUCAACAAAGAAAGGCAAAAAAUCGCGACUUGUCCUUCCAUUUACACGACAAUAUUUCCACAUAAGAGAACUUCAAAAAUCAGGUCGUGUACCACAAUUUGGUUCGUUUAAAUAUACAGCACAACGAUUACACGAAAAAGGGGUCCUAAUAUCAAUAACAGGUUAUUCAACAUUUGAUAAAAUUAGUUUCACAAUAUCAUCUGAUGAAAUAGGUAUUUUUAAAAUAGAAGCAAGUUAUGCUGGUAUUAGUGUACCUGGCGCUAAUAUGGAAUUAAGAUUAGAAGAUUUAUUGCAGUGUCAAUUCAACAAUAUUCAAGUAAUGACUUUAUUUGAUGGAAUUGCUAAAGUUAAUGUUAAUUUAUUAAUUUUUCUAAUUAACAAGAAAUUCUUUGUAUAAAAUAUUAAUAAUUAUAACUAAUAACUGAAGUAUGUAUGUAUGUAUUAAAAAAAAAUAUAAAUAUUAAUUUUUAACUUAAUUAAAA
This is a messenger RNA of Rhizophagus irregularis DAOM 181602=DAOM 197198, 3923 nucleotides long. RefSeq lists its product as uncharacterized. Gene Ontology annotation, biological process: mitotic actomyosin contractile ring assembly actin filament organization; regulation of GTPase activity. Gene Ontology annotation, molecular function: actin filament binding; GTPase activator activity; calmodulin binding. Lineage: Eukaryota; Fungi; Glomeromycota; Glomeromycetes; Glomerales; Glomeraceae. The record is from RefSeq and is a predicted model, not a curated record. Gene Ontology annotation, cellular component: cell cortex; mitotic actomyosin contractile ring.